This is a messenger RNA of Penaeus indicus, 2154 nucleotides long. RefSeq lists its product as uncharacterized. The record is from RefSeq and is a predicted model, not a curated record. The transcript is spliced from 3 exons. Lineage: Eukaryota; Metazoa; Arthropoda; Malacostraca; Decapoda; Penaeidae. The coding region runs from base 407 to 1108 and encodes 233 amino acids.
UCCCAACACGCGCGGAGUCAGUUCCCAGCUGGCUAGUACGCGAGGUGGUCUGCGCCUGUGUUUCUCCGCACGACAGGCACAGCGUGUACCCGUCGCCAUCCGCCUCCCUGCUUGAUGACAUGAACAGUUAGUGCCGAUUAUUGUUAUGACAGCGGCUUUACAGACAGAGAUAUUUAGUACAUGGGUGUGAAGAUACAGUGGCAAGGAAAAAAAAUAUAUCUAUAAAGAGUGGUCGUAGCAGUGAUUUUAACAGUGAAAGAGAAACCGAUCUGCCGCUGUUUUCGCCGGAGAGCCAGGGACCCACGACACCUGGCUAAAAGCUCCUCGAGGCAUCACUAAGGAAGAGACCCGAAGCUCGGACCCAGACUCUCGGGUUCCUCAGCCUCCGACGCCACGUUAGAACAAAAUGGGGUUCAGCGCGAUGGACGGUUUCUUCCUGGCUGUCUUCCUGGCAGUGUGCAUCUUGGCGGCGGUGAUCCUGCGCUGCAUCUGCUACCGCUGCUGCCUCCAGUCCUGCUCGCAGAAGGCGCGCCAAAACAACGGCGAGAUGAUCCUUCCCCGCCACACUACACCCACCAUAACGCCCGCGCGCCCGCAGCCGUAUUCCCAGGUGGACGGCACCCAGCGGGCAACAGUGCCUCCUCAGUCCCGCGCCGUCUUCACAAUAUACACUUUCCCUCAGCACGAGUCCCCCGAGGUGGAGAGGACGCCCCCACGCACCCCGGGCCCCCCGAAGUACUCCUCCCUCCCCGCCGACGCCCCGCCCAAGUACGAAGACCUCUUCCCCCAGGCGGACUUCACCUUCCCUUCGAAGACUCCGUCGCCGAGGAUAGCUCCUCCCACUCGAAACACCAUCGACCUGCAGCCCCUGCGAUCCUCCCCGCAGCAGAACACCUUAGUUCCUCUCGCGCCUCCUCCUGUGGCUGUCCCUCCUCCCCCAGUCUCGCACUUCCCUGCCCCCAGAGUGCCUUCCUCUGCUCCCUCUUCUGCCAUGCCUCCGUCCUCCCCGCCCUCCAAUUCGUCUUCCUCUGAUCCCUCAGCCGAAGGAGUCCCUCGAGAGGCGCCGCCAACGUACACAGCAGUACCCCCUUCCAGGGACGGAGAGUGAGAAGGACGGACCAGCGGCCAACGGUGUUCUCAGCUUUCUUCUGGGCAUUGAGUGAUCCCAUUGUUGAUCAUUACCCCAUUUCGUAACUGCCAAUGUUCAUCAAUAUUAACGGGAAAAAUGUCUUUCUGGCCAUGGACCAAAGUGCUUAUUGUGAGCAGGAACGUGACGUAACACCGUUCAAAGUACCUCGGCAACGCACGAAGUGAACUGAAAGUGAGGCAGGUUAAGCCACGACCUGCGCAAAUGAUGACACUGAAUCUUCAAGGAGGAAUCUCUGGACCUCAGAUAUGGAAUUCCUUUGCGGUAGAGGACGGGAAUUUAACUGCUCAAGGGGGGGGGGGGCUCGAUUUGCUGUCUGUCGUCAUGUUUUCGUUACCAAGAUUUAGUAAUAAAGAGGACUAAUAUGUUAUUUCUGUUGAUCGUGACCACAUUGGGAUAUCAAGUAAUUGGCCUUGAGCUACGAAAUAGGUCAAGCCUCAUUGAUUCUCGUGGAAUGUCAAACAGAAUAUUUGUCAGGUCCGCACUCACCAAGACAGCUUACAAUACUACUUUUAUUUAUGAUCAGUUAUUCCCAAACUCCUUUCUGUCUAUCUACUUAUCUAUUUAUCAUCCUGUCUCAGUCUUUCUUAGGGGGGAAAUCUUUCUGUCUUUAAUGCAUAUAUGGACAUUGAGACACACACAAUACUUACUAACAUGAAAUCUAAAUAUUGAAACUUACUUUUCUGUAAAAGAGAACCGGUCAUUAUGCCAGCUUGUUCAAAAGGCUCCAAGGUGCUAACUUCUUGUCUUUCUGUCGAAGGAAAAGUUAAACACGACUGUCUCCCUAAAUGUGAAUACAGCAGCAUUGUUGUAAGGGAGUUCUUCCAGUGAUAUACGGCUAUGCCCUUCCAGGUAUAUAGGCAUUAGAAAAUCGUCCUCCUAUUAGGCACUUGAUAUUGUUGCUUAUCUCUGCAUACGGUCUGUGUAUGUGUACUGACACACACACACACACACACACACACACACACACACACACACACACACACACACACACACACACACACACA